Messenger RNA from Asterias rubens (European starfish), 3126 nucleotides. RefSeq names its product ATP-dependent RNA helicase DDX19A-like. NCBI's taxonomy places the organism in Eukaryota, Metazoa, Echinodermata, Asteroidea, Forcipulatida, Asteriidae. The transcript has 12 exons. The coding region runs from base 86 to 1633 and encodes 515 amino acids. Gene Ontology annotation, cellular component: cytoplasmic stress granule; nucleus. Gene Ontology annotation, biological process: poly(A)+ mRNA export from nucleus. Gene Ontology annotation, molecular function: ATP binding; RNA helicase activity; RNA binding. The record is from RefSeq and is a predicted model, not a curated record.
UUUUGUCAUGAGAUUGCAUGUGUUUUGGAAGUUACCUUUUUCGUGAAAAAUACCGACCGAAUAUUGUUCGUUUCAGUGAUCCACGAUGUCUGGCCUUGACUGGGAUAAGGAGAUAGAGGAACAGGAGAAGAGAGAGUUGGCAUCCAAGGUUCAGAAUAUUCAACUCAACCAAUCAGACAAGCCGAAACAGCAGGCUGGAGCAUCGGGUGAUACAAAACCAGCACAACCUCCACCACAACCCUCGGCACAACCCUCGUCACAACCCUCGGCGCAACCCCCAGCAGAUACCCCGACAGACAAUGCUACAGCAACAGAAGAUAACAACAGCAAAGGAGAUGAUGCUAAUGAUGCCGAAUCAGCCGCUGAUGCCUCAUUGCUCAACAAGGCCCUUCACAACAAACUACAGGAGAGCUCACAGACACAGCUUGACGUCCAACAGAACGAUCCAAACUCUCCGCUUUACUCUGUCAAAUCCUUCGAGCAGUUGCGCUUAAAACCAAAUUUAUUGAAAGGUGUAUAUGGGAUGGGUUUCAAUGCUCCGUCUAAGAUCCAAGAAACAGCGCUUCCUCUACUCCUUGCAGAUCCUCCAAAGAACAUGAUCGCCCAAUCACAGAGCGGUACCGGCAAGACGGCAGCGUUUGUUUUGACGAUGCUAAGCAGAGUGGACACCAACAAGAACUAUCCUCAGGCAAUGUGUCUGGCGCCAACCUUUGAGCUAGCGAGGCAAAUUGGUGACGUCGUGGAGGAAAUGAGCAAAUACAUCACAGACCUGAAGAUUGCCUACGCCAUCAGAGGAAACAGACACUCCAGGGGCACAAAGCUCACAGACCACAUAGUCAUCGGCACGCCGGGGACAAUGCUAGAUUGGAGCUUGAAAUUUAAAUUCUUUGACCUGAGCAAGGUCGGCGUGUUUGUGCUGGACGAGGCUGACGUGAUGAUCGCUACCCAAGGACAUCAAGAUCAAUCCAUUAGAAUCCAAAGGAAGCUUCCUCCGUCGUGCCAGAUGAUGUUGUUCUCAGCAACCUACGAAGACACCGUCAUGGGCUUUGCUCACAAGAUCGUCAGCGACCCCGUUAUUAUCCGCCUUCGUAGGGAAGAAGAAAGUCUCUCCAACAUCAAGCAGUUCUACGUGCUUUGUAGUAAUGAGAAUCAAAAGUACGAGGCCCUGGCAAACAUCUACGGGGCCAUCAGCAUCGGACAAGCCAUCAUAUUCUGCCAUACGAAACGAACGGCUAGCUGGCUGGCUGGGAAGAUGGUACAGGAUGGCCACGCCGUGGGGCUGCUGAGUGGAGAACUGGAGAUCACCAUGAGACUCUCCGUCCUUCAACGCUUCAAGGAAGGCAAGGAAAGAAUCCUGAUCACGACAAACGUCAUGUCACGAGGAAUCGACAUCGAGCAAGUCACCAUCGUGGUGAACUUUGACCUCCCCGUUGACGUCAACGGUCAGGCUGACUGCGAGACGUACUUGCAUCGUAUUGGCCGGACCGGACGGUUCGGCAAGAACGGCUUGGCCAUCAACUUUGUCGACCGUCCCAAAUCCAUGGAAGUCCUUCAGCAGAUCGAGAGACAUUUUGGCCGGAAGAUCCUCCUGUUGAGCACGGACGACACGGAAGAAUUGGAGAAGAUCGUUUGAUACAAGAAAGUGUGAACAUGGUCAAAGUCGGACAACUGUCUGGACUAAUCUCAAGACACUUCACAGUAUCUUGAAAAGUACUGUGGUCAUUCUUGUUUGUUGUCACUUUGUGAUGGACUCUCCCAUAAACUGUUAGUACUUUUUUGGUAUGUUUUUUUUAACCUUACAUAAAAAAGAGUGUUAUGUCGCUACUCAACGUAUUCUUCUUUUGUCUGGAUGUAUCCAAUUUGAAGAAUAUGUUACACCUUGGUAAAAUGUACGCGUGUCCUUGCGAAAAUGAUAGAGGAAAUCAGGAGUUUUUAAGGAGUAGGUCAUUGCCUUUUUUUUUUUUUCUUUUCUAUUGAUCUCUACUCGCCUUUAGAUUUUCUUCCAUCACCGAGUUGAAAGAUUCAGCUCUUGGGUUGACCAAGAAAAGUUGUGCUUGAACCUUUGAACCUCCCCCUGAUUCUGCCGGAUGUUCCCUGAAAAAAAAAACCUGAAUCUUUCCGUGUUCUGAUGAACAAAUUUGAAAUCUCCCUGAUUACGGAAACUUUUGCCCCCUAUAUGUUAAAUUUAGUUCUAAAUAUUCCCAUGAUCGUUGUACAAAAUGCAAGAUGCAUGGUUAGCAGGUCUGAGAUUAUUGUACAGUUUCAGGUUUCAUUUUUAUACGAUCUUCUUUCUGGAGUCAUACAAGUAGCUAUAAGAUCACAAAUUGGAUUUAGAUUAUUACAUAUAUAUAAAGAACUUCUUAAUGUACUGAACAGGCAAACUUAGGUGAUCGUUAAGUCGUGGAUGAUUUGAAAUGACUGUUUUUCUGAAAUGCUUACCUUUUAUAUGUCCACAUUGUGGAGGAGGGAAAAAUAGUCUUAUGUUAAGAAAACUUUUUUCUCGUAGAAAUGAUGAAUUUUAAGUUGUUUUUUUUUUUGAAGAUAACCACAAGUGUCUUUUGAAGAUGGUACAUGAACGUUGUUGCUUCAGCACAAAACCCCAUUGCCUUCUUUAAAGGCCAGCUCGUAAGUUGAUUUCUCCAGGAGAAUUGUUGAAAGCUGAUGAUAACCAUCAUCUUCAUGGACUUUUGACUGAUGCCUCUGUGAAAUCUGUCGGUGAAAAUUGUGCGCCAAAUUUAUUUUUUGCUUUUAUACCAUCGGUCCAUAAGCUGUUCGCAAAAGCUAACUUUAUUUUCUAAAAUGUUUGAGUGGCGUGACCAUUGCGUGACCGACUACAAGCAAGCCUUUUUACCAUGGAUUUGACAACUUUCUUAGCUACUACACCAUUGUACACCACCAUAGUGUUCUCAAAUGAGUCCUCUGUCCAAAUGCCAGUGAAACCAUCCGGGGACCGGUUAAACAUCCGGGGACCAUUGUAUAUUCUCUUCAAGUCGGGCCAGUGAUGUGUUUUUAAUUGAUUUCUCUUCACCUGUAAAAUGACUAUUUCACCACUUUGUGACUAGACAAGCCACUGUUCCAGACAUUGUUAAACAAGUCUGACACAAAUUAAUAGCCUUUUUUGGGGGG